CGUUUCACAUAGUUUUUUUUCCCUUUCGGGGAAGUAGUCCUGGUACAGUUGGGUUACUGACAUCAUUUCCUAGUGCUGUAAAUGUUGCAACGCUGCUUCGACAGAAGGUGUGGUACACAUUGGGAACUCCUGUAAAAUCCAGUUUGGGCUACCUCCAUCUGUGAGCUUCACCGCACUGUUAGAAUGGCAGACGUAUGGGAUGAACUGGACCUCCUCCUUGAUUCCCCAUCUUCGCUGACAACAACGUCUUUUGUCAGAGGAACGAUAAAGGACAGUCCUGGCUUCAAUGCAGGCGCAGAUGCUGCGGCUUUACGAAAGGCCAUUGAAGGCGUUGGUACAACUGAGAAGACUCUGAUCGAUAUUUUAACCCAGAGGAGCUGCGCCCAGCGCCAGCUCAUCAGUAAGACAUAUCAAGAAGCAACAGGGAAGAACCUCAUUGAUGAUCUAGAAGGGGAUACCCAUGGUGAUUUUGAAGACCUGCUGGUUGCACUUGUCACACCCCCAGCAGACUAUGAUUGCCAUGAAUUUAUCCGUGCUAUAAAGGGUGCUGGAACAACAGAAAGCACUUUAAUAGAAAUCUUUGCCUCAAGAUCGAACAAACAAAUUAAGGCCCUCUCAGAUGCAUAUUUAGCAGCAAAGGGGAAGACAUUGAUUGAUGCCCUCAAGUCAGAAGUAUCAGGGGACUUUGGCAAUGCGUUACUCAUCUUGGCUGAGGGAAAGAGAGAUGAGAGCUUGAAGAUGGAUGAGGGAAAAGCCAAAGCAGAUGCAAAGAUCCUGUAUGAGGCUGGUGAGAAGAAGUGGGGGACAGAUGAAAGCAAGUUCAUCGAAAUCCUGUGCCAUAGAAGUGUGCCUCAGCUGAGAAAAACACUUGUGGAGUACAAGAACGUGGCAGGUGGCAAGACCCUCCAGCAGAGCAUUGAAGAUGAAAUGUCAGGAUGUUUGAAGGAUCUGCUGGUGGCCAUUGUAAAAUGUGUCAAAAGUGUCCCCGCAUACCUGGCUGAAAGACUCUACAAAAGCAUGAGGGGUACGGGAACAGAUGAGGCUACUCUGAUUCGAAUAAUGGUCAGCCGCUCGGAGAUUGACAUGUUGGACAUCAGGGCUGAAUACAAAAAGCUGUUCGGCUAUUCACUGCACUCCGUCAUUGAGUCAGAUACCUCUGGGGACUUCCGCAAAACUCUGCUGAAGAUCUGUGGGGGAGACGACACUGCCUAAGCCAACCACUAGCAUUCAUAAACUAACAUCUUAAACAAAACAUGAAGACAAUUUUUAAAUAAUGUCACAACAACUGAGUCCCAACAAAACCAUGUAACUUCAUAAAGUUCCAUUUAUUUCAAGAAAAAAUAUUUUGAAUGCUUUGACCAAAAUGCUAUUUACUAUAUUUUUGUGCCAGAGUUCAGUAGAGAUUUGUAAGAAUUCAUUCCAGUUUAUACUUCUAAGGCAUUAACCUACCUGUGCUCUGAAACUUUGUUUUGACUGUUAUAAAAUAAAUAAAAAUUAAACACUUAAUUGUGAAUUUUGAUGAAAGAAGUGAAGGAAUUAAAUCAUAUGUCCAGCAGGUGGCAGUCUAAGCCAAACAUAAAUAAAUCAUGACCACUUCAGGAAAUUGAAUUCUGUCAAAGAAAAAUGUUCGCCUAUGUAGUGAUAGAGGAAUUAUAAUCUCAGAGUGCCGUUUGAAGUCUAUAUCCAUGGAAAUGCACUUGGUAUAAGGCAUUAUUUUGUGCUGUUACAUUCCGUGCUAUAUAAGGUUGUGUGAAUUGUGAAUCACAGUGAAUUAAUAAUAAAUUGAUUAAUUUUGUAUUCCAAAGAUAACCCUCUGUACACAAAUAAAAGCAUUUCAAUCU
This is a messenger RNA of Conger conger (European conger), 1841 nucleotides long. Its product is annotated as annexin A3-like. Bases 184 to 1212 code for a protein of 342 amino acids. The record is from RefSeq and is a predicted model, not a curated record. The transcript has 14 exons. Gene Ontology annotation, molecular function: calcium ion binding; phospholipase inhibitor activity; calcium-dependent phospholipid binding. NCBI's taxonomy places the organism in Eukaryota, Metazoa, Chordata, Actinopteri, Anguilliformes, Congridae. Gene Ontology annotation, cellular component: cytoplasm.